Fusarium venenatum is the source of this 1629-nucleotide messenger RNA. Its product is annotated as Alpha/Beta hydrolase protein. NCBI's taxonomy places the organism in Eukaryota, Fungi, Ascomycota, Sordariomycetes, Hypocreales, Nectriaceae. The record is from RefSeq and is a predicted model, not a curated record.
AUGGGUAGCCAAAUCAACUCAGAAUCUCCCACCAUUUCUCUGCCCCAGGGCAAGCUUGUCGGCGUCAAGCUGGACGACUCAUUACCCCAACCAGUAGAUGCUUGGCUUGGUGUGCCCUAUGCUCUUCCGCCAACAGGCGAUCGUCGCUUCCGCCUCCCUGUCAAAGUUGCAUCAUCGCCAGACACUGUAAUUGACGCCUCCAAGUAUGGCCCUGCAGGGCCUGGCAAGGCGCUCCUCCCAGGCCCUAAGCUGGACCAAAGUGAAGAUUGUUUGACGGCAAAUAUCUUUCGCAAGACGUCUGAUAAGCAUGAGAAAUUGCCUGUUGCUCUGUAUAUCCAUGGUGGCGCGUUCAAUAGAGGUUCGGCCAUGAUGCACAAGACCGCGUCGAUGGUGGCCAAUGCGCCUGAUUCGUUCAUCGCCAUAAGCUUCAACUACCGCAUUGGAGCUUUGGGAUUCUUGCCCUCGAGUUUGAGCGCCAAAGAGGGUGCUUUAAAUCUCGGAUUGAAAGAUCAGAUUCUCAUGAUGGAGUGGGUGCAGGAUAACAUCGAGGCCUUUGGUGGUGAUCCCAGCAACGUCACAUUGUUUGGUCUUUCAGCUGGAGCCCAUUCUAUCGGACAUCACAUUAUGCAUUAUAAAGAAGGUGUUGCACCCCUCUUCCACAAAGCCAUUAUCGAGUCUGGAGCUCCCACAUCACGAGCUGUGAGACCAUACGAUGCACCCAUUCACGAAGCCCAGUUCAAGGACUUUCUUCGUGAGGUUGGCGUACCCGAAGACCUUCCAGAGAACGAGAUCUUCCCUUACCUCCGAAAGCAACCCGAAAAGGUCAUUACUGAUGCUCAAACUGCCACCUUUGACAAGUACAAUCCUUCACUCCGUUGGGCGUUCCAGCCCGUUAUCGACGGCGAAAUCAUUGCCCGUCCACCUCUGGAAACAUGGAAACAAGGAAAAUGGCACAAGGUGCCCAUCAUGACAGGGUUCACAACUAACGAAGGAUCACUCUACGUUGACAAGACCAUGUCCGAAUCAUCUCAAUUUAGACACUUCUGGGCGGAGCUACUACCUCUACUCUCCUCUGAAGACCUUGACACCAUUGAGGAACUGUACAGAGAUCCAGCCAAGUUCGAAGACUCAGAGUACAAGGAGACAAGGAAAGACAUGGGUUCUCAGUACAAGCGUAUCGAAGCUGCAUACGCGCACUACGCCUACGUUGCUCCUGCGCGUCAAACAGCCGAACUAGCCUCUCCAUCCGUCCCCGUGUAUCUCUAUCAUUGGGCUGCCGUGAGCACUGUAAACAACGGAGCACAACAUGCCGACAAUAUGCGCUACGAAGUGUGCGACCCCAGGGUCGUUGCAGUGUCGCCUACUCAAAACGAUCUGGCCAAGACACUGAACCACUACGUUACUAGCUUCAUCACAAAGGGUGACCCGAACGCGGUUGCAGGCGAAUACCCGGCGAGACCCAAAUGGGAGUCUUAUGAUGCGAAGAAUCCCAAGGUAUUGAGAUUCGGUGACGGGAAUGAAGAGCUGAUUGGAGGCGAUGUUGGGAAGACGGCUGUAUUUGAUAGUGAUGACUGGGGGCGAAAGCAGUCCAAGUUUUGGUGGAGCAAGGUUGAUAUCUCACAACAGUAG